AUGGUAAAAUUGGUCUCUCAUGGAAAGCUUAAAGGUUAUCAGCUGCCUGUCUUUCUAUUUGACUCGAAAUUGUUGCAGUUUUGCUUCCAGUUUGACGAUGACAUAAGUUCACCUUUGAAUGUAAAAAAUGCGACGGCAGCAGGCAGCUACGGCGAUCAUGACUACCUUGAUCAUCGUUACGAACCACCGUUCUAUGGUGGCUUCAAUUUUGGGAUGUACGGCUAUGGUCGACCAUAUGACCGCCUUGUGAACACAGGCAGCUACGGCGACCAUGACUACCUUGAUCAUCGUUACGAACCACCGUUCUAUGGUGGCCUCAAUUUUGGGAUGUACGGCUAUGGUCGACCAUACGACCGCCUUGUAAACAAUGGGCGACCUCACAUCCUCGAUUGCUCGUCUGGAGUCUUCUAUGAUGGCAAUGGUAUCUACACCCAAAAAAGCUGCGACAAAUGCUGUAAGCAAGCUGCACGACUUGAAGCCAACAUGAAAGAGAGCGAGAUCCUUGGCAUGAUGCUUGUCAUAGGCAACAAGACCGAGUGCGCCUGCUGUGCCCCUUAUCGUCCAUACAUGGAUCUGUUAGGUGUACCAGUACAGUAUACUGUUCAACCUCAGCAUCCAUCCUAUCAGCCGUCUCCUCCAAGUCACGCUCAACCCAUAUAUCCCAACUAUCAACCUACCGGCUAUUAA
This is a messenger RNA of Strongylus vulgaris, 687 nucleotides long. The record is from the annotation of a GenBank genome assembly. Lineage: Eukaryota; Metazoa; Nematoda; Chromadorea; Rhabditida; Strongylidae.